CGGCGUCUGCGUUGGCGCUCACUGCAGCAAUGGCGGCUGGCGGUAGUGAUCCGCGUGCGGGGGACGUGGAAGAAGAUGCCUCCCAGCUCAUCUUUCCGAAAGGUGGGACCCCGGACGGCUCGACUUCCCGGGGACAUGAUCCCAGCGUUACAGUCAUCCUCGCCUCGCUUCAGGCCUGACCGCAGCGAGCGCUGGAGCCUGGCCCUGGGUGCGGGGUGGGACAGAGAAGAGUUUGAAACAGCUGAGACCCUCCUAAACUCCGAAGUUCAUAUGCUUCUGGAGCAUCGAAAGCAACAGAAUGAGAGUGCAGAGGAUGAGCAGGAGCUCUCGGAGGUCUUCAUGAAAACUUUAAACUACACAGCCCGCUUCAGUCGUUUCAAAAACAGAGAGACUAUUGCAAGUGUCCGAAGCUUACUUCUCCAGAAAAAACUGCAUAAGUUUGAGUUGGCCUGUUUGGCUAAUCUUUGUCCAGAGACUGCUGAGGAAUCCAAGGCUCUGAUCCCAAGCCUGGAAGGGCGCUUUGAAGAUGAGGAACUGCAGCAGAUUCUUGAUGAUAUCCAGACCAAGCGGAGCUUCCAAUAUUAAUCCUUGAGAGCCAUCGCCACAACAGCGCUAUAUUCCCAGGGCUGCGUCCACAUUACACAGAAAUUCUGUUGUAGAAGACACUUGGACUUCUGCUGUGGUUAUUGUUGUGGUUUUGAAAUUGACUCUCACUCUGUAAUCCAGGCUGACUUCAAACUUGUGACAAUCCUCCUGCCUUAGCCUUCCAAGUGCUGGGGUUCCAGGUGUCAACCACCACACCUGACUGGGCUUUUGGAGAGGAAAGGUUGGCUUGCCUGGGUCUGGGUUGCUGUUUCCACAGUGACCAUUAGAUCAUGAUGACCAUGUCGUCUAGUGAAGCCUAUAGGGGCUGCUGUGGCCACUAGUGUGGAAAGCUAGGAAUGGUGAGGUAGGCUGAUGUGUAAGCUAUCUGUUGACUGCCUUGUACCAUUGUUUUUGGGCUCCACAUUAUUUUUUGUUCCUGACAUUUCAUAUCAUUUUAAUAUCAAUAUAUUUUGUAGUUUUUGAAGCUAAGCUAGAAUAUAAAAAGUUGUAUAGGGGAAAAAUGUUCUUAUUUAAAUGCAAAAAGGAGAAUUAAACCAGAACAAUGUAAUUGUUUGAUUUUAAAAAUA
This is a messenger RNA of Nannospalax galili (Upper Galilee mountains blind mole rat), 1172 nucleotides long. It is a transcript of the gene Polr2d, whose product is annotated as RNA polymerase II subunit D. The coding region runs from base 76 to 585 and encodes 169 amino acids. NCBI's taxonomy places the organism in Eukaryota, Metazoa, Chordata, Mammalia, Rodentia, Spalacidae. Gene Ontology annotation, cellular component: RNA polymerase II, core complex; P-body. Gene Ontology annotation, biological process: nuclear-transcribed mRNA catabolic process, deadenylation-dependent decay; mRNA export from nucleus in response to heat stress; positive regulation of translational initiation. Gene Ontology annotation, molecular function: nucleotide binding; translation initiation factor binding. The transcript is spliced from 4 exons. The record is from RefSeq and is a predicted model, not a curated record.